Molecule: messenger RNA, 2129 nt
Organism: Seriola dumerili (greater amberjack)
Lineage: Eukaryota; Metazoa; Chordata; Actinopteri; Carangiformes; Carangidae
Product: interferon-induced protein 44-like
Exons: 9
Coding region: 1-1560 (519 amino acids)
Source: RefSeq, a predicted model, not a curated record
AUGGGAAGUCUUCCCCUUAUCCCUAAUAGGUCUGCAGACUUUCAGUUUCAUUUCUGCCACAUCCGGACCAUCAGUGGGUACACACCCUGUGAAAACAUCUGCCUACAGUUACUAAACUAUCGUGAAGAAGAGAAUCUAAAAGAGAGAGAAGCAGACACCAAAGUGAGCAAACAUCAAAGUUUCAUUGAGCAUCCUCUACACACAUCAGCAGACCAACUGUCGACCAUGAACUCAAUGCUAACCAGAAACCAGCAGAGAACAAUCUGCUCCCAGCUGGGAAGAGUCAAACUACAGCUGCUGUACAAAGCCAGCAUCCAUGGUUUCACUGGUGCAGCCUUCCACCAACGAUGUGACAACCACAGUCCCACAGUGUCUGUGGGCUUUAACGCCUCAGGUUAUGUGUUUGGAGGAUACACCACACAACCUUUCAGUCAGUCUGGUCAGUAUGUGUGGGAUGACCAGGCCUUUCUUUUCACCUUCAGUGGAGAAAAGCUGCUCAAAUAUCCAGUCACAGGCCCUGCUAAUGCAGUGAGAAUGAUAGCUAACUCUGGUCCAUAUUUUGGAGAAGCAAUGGUUCUUGUCAAUGGAAGCCAAGCAGUAGUGCAUAGCAAUCCAGGAAACCACUACACCUUCAAUGCUGCAGAAAUGCAUGGCAACGACCUCAACCUGACUGAGUGUGAGGUCUAUGAAGUGGAAGAAACCACAGAACUUGAGAGGCCAUGGAGGACUAUAAUCUGGGAAUCUGAGAAGAGGAAGGAGCUGAUCGACAGUAUUAAGAUCUACAAACCCACAGUCAGCUCUGUGUCCCAGAUACGGGUUUUGCUCAUUGGAGCAGUUGGAGCUGGAAAGUCCAGCUUCUUCAAUUCUAUCAACUCUGUAUUCAGAGGCCACGUCACCAGCCAGGCCAUCGCUGGCUGCUCUACCACCAGCCUCACCACACAGUUUCGCAGCUACUCUUUGAAAGCUGGCCGUGAAGGAAAACCUCUGCCAAUCGUCUUGUGCGAUACCAUGGGAUUGGAGGAAAGCACAGGGGCGGGGCUUGAUAUAGAUGACAUCAGCAGCAUCCUGAAGGGUCAUCUGCCAGACCGUUACCAGUUCAAUCCCUCUGCUCCUCUGCAUUUCGAGGCCCUCGGCUAUCAUAAGUCUCCAGGGCUCAAGGAUAGGAUCCACUGUGUGGCUUAUGUCAUUGAUGCCUGUAAGAUCUCCAUCAUGCCAACAAAGCUGGAGGAAAAGCUGGAUGCUAUCCGCAGAAAGGUCAACUUAAUGGGGAUCCCUCAGCUGGUCCUGCUCACUAAAGUAGAUGAAGCCUGCCCUUUGGUGUCAACGGAUGUGAGAAAUGUUUACAAGAGUGGCUACAUUAAGGAAGUGAUGCAGGAGGUCAGUGCUCGGCUCGGAGUGCCAAUGUCUUGUGUUGUUCCUGUGAAGAACUACAGCGAGGACUUGGAGUUGGACCCGAACUGCGACAUCCUGCUGCUCAGUGCCGUCAUCCAAAUGCUUCGCUUCGCAGAUAAUUACUUCGAUGAGAUCAAUGACCAGUUCAGCAAAGUUGAAUGUAAAUAAUAAGAAGUAUUUGUACAGUGGAUAUAAUAACCUGAGGAACAUAAUAAAAUGUCCCUCACAGUGAUCUAUCCAUUUACCAGCAGAUGACCCAUAUUUGUUGUAUGUUUCUCAAGCAAAGCGAAGCUGACCUCAAGUCAAAAGCCUGUAGACCGAUCUAUUGCUGGACCAAAAUGUACCAGGUCUAUACUGGUACAUACUGCCUCCAGGAAAUAGCUGCAUGCUUGCUCUCUCAAGUCAGACACUGACUAAUGCUCUCGCCUUCUCUCUGCGCUUGAGGCCUGAAAGAUGCGCAACAUUUACAAAUACGUUACAUUAUUAAGUCAGUCCAGACCCUGUUCUUUUCUUUUUUUCCUUUUUUUUUAAAAUCAAACUUUGUAAUAUGUCUUUUUCUCUACAGUAUUUGAUGUAUUUUUCCUAUCAGGAAACAACUUCCCAUGUUUGUACCGGCAGAUAUAAUCACAUCUAUUAUUGUGUUGCAUGUUGUGUUACCAUGGAGAAUUCUUUGAAACCUAAAACAUUUGAAAUGUGUAUGUUUAAAAGAGAAUAUAAAAUCUGAACUCCUGUUUAAA